Molecule: messenger RNA, 1319 nt
Organism: Solanum pennellii
Lineage: Eukaryota; Viridiplantae; Streptophyta; Magnoliopsida; Solanales; Solanaceae
Product: dehydrogenase/reductase SDR family member 7-like
Exons: 12
Coding region: 92-1048 (318 amino acids)
Cellular component (GO): membrane
Molecular function (GO): oxidoreductase activity
Source: RefSeq, a predicted model, not a curated record
ACCCUCCAAAUUUUAUUUGUUUCACACAAAUGGAAAACAAAAAGGGUAUAUACGGCGAACGCUAGAAAUUGUGAGAUUGAAACUGAGAAGUAUGAUGAUCUUGUUUUUGGUGUUCCUUGUUAUCUUUGUAUAUUUCUUCAUCAAGUUCCUUACUGCUGAUGGGGAUUUCACGUUAUUGUCAAAAGGGAAAGUGAAACGCGCAGAAAUUGAAGAUAAGGUUAUCUGGAUUACUGGAGCUAGUCGUGGAAUAGGGGAAAUUCUUGCCAAACAACUUGCAAGUUUAGGAGCAAAACUCAUUAUAUCUGCUCGAAAUGAAGCUGAUCUACAGCAUGUGAAGCAACAACUAAAAGGAAAAUAUGCACCAAGAGAUGUGAUGGUUUUACCAUUGGACUUGACAUCUGGGGAGGAAAGUCUGAGAUUGGCUGUAGAGAAAGCGGAAUCAUUUUUUGAUGCAGCUGGAGUGGAUUAUAUGAUUCACAAUGCAGCCUAUGAGCGUCCAAAAUCUACAGCACUGGAUGUGACAGAAGAAACUCUCAAGGCAAUGUUAAAUGUGAAUGUCGUGGGCCCCAUAUCAAUGACGCGGAUGCUUGUGCCUUACAUGCUGAAGCGGGGAAGAGGACAUCUUGUUGUGAUGAGCAGUGCAGCUGGAAAGACUCCAGCACCAGGUCAGGCGGUAUACUCGGCUUCUAAAUUUGCAGUAAAUGGGUAUUUCCACUCCUUGCGUUCUGAGCUCUGUCGUAAAGGAAUCAAGGUUACUGUAGUUUGCCCAGGUCCUGUAGAAACUCCCAAUCCAAGAACUGGUUCAACCGAGCGGCGUGUUUCAUCAGAAAGGUGUGCGGAACUGAUAAUUGUUGCUGCCAGCCAUGGUAUCAAGGAAGCUUGGAUAUCUUACCAGCCUGUACUUGCUGUUAUGUACUUGAUGCAGUAUAUGCCAUCGGUUGGCUAUUGGCUUAUGGACAAGAUCGGUGAGAAACGUGUGGAAGUUGGUGCACAGAAAGGCAACACAUACUCCAUCAAUUUGCUCUUUGACAAAAAGAAGGAAAGCUAAAAGUAAUGUUUCUCAUAUGUUCCGCUGAAUAUUACCAUUUACCGCAUAUGUUCCUCUAAUAGUGUGCACCAUUCUACUUGCUUUCGUUAAGUUCCUCGGCCUCAAGCUAUGCCAAUGAAUAGGAGUAUCAUAUGCUUUGUUUGUCAAUGUUUGAUUAUUGAGAUGUGGUAACUGUUUCACUUGAUCGUGCAUCAGAAUUAUCACAACUGUGGUCUUGUUCUAAGAUUUAUCUUAAACGAUUUGGUUCUAAAUAUUUGUCCUUUUUUUUUUU